Lepus europaeus (European hare) is the source of this 231-nucleotide messenger RNA. Its product is annotated as small nuclear ribonucleoprotein E-like. The record is from RefSeq and is a predicted model, not a curated record. NCBI's taxonomy places the organism in Eukaryota, Metazoa, Chordata, Mammalia, Lagomorpha, Leporidae. Bases 1 to 231 code for a protein of 76 amino acids. The transcript is spliced from 2 exons. Gene Ontology annotation, biological process: spliceosomal snRNP assembly; mRNA splicing, via spliceosome. Gene Ontology annotation, cellular component: U4/U6 x U5 tri-snRNP complex; U1 snRNP; U4 snRNP.
AUGGUGUACUGUCGCCAGGGCCCAAAAAUGGAGAAGUUGAUGAUACAGCCAAUCGACCUCAUCCUCAGCUACUGUGAAAGAGAUCUGGCAUUCAGUGGCUAUAUCAUAGGCUUUGAUGAAUACAUGGAUGGUGCAGAAGGGAUUCAUUCUAAAACAAAGGCAAGAAAACAACUGGGUCAGAUCACGCUGAAAGGAGAUAACAUUACUUUUCUACAAAGUGUCUCCAACUAG